AUGGUUGCCAACGUUCUCCAACCAUACCGCCACAGCCCCCAGCUACCGCCACUGCCCCCAGCUACCGCCACGGACACCCGCUGCCCAUCGCAGAUGCUGCUGCUGACCGCCGACGCGGCUGGCCCACGCUGCCGCUCUCUGCCGCCUGCUGCUUGCUGGCGCUGGCUGCCCAGCGCUGACCCUGCCCGUACCACCACCGGGACGCUGCCCCCGCCAGCUGCUGCCAGUUACCGCUGCCUACCGCCCCAGCCACCUGCCCGCCACCGCUUCCUUCCGCUGCCGCCUGCCACCCUUGCCUGUAUCUCCUUGCCUCCGCCUGCCUGCCCGCACCCCCUGCUGCCAUUUACUGCUGUCUACCGCCGCCACCUGCAGCCCGCCACCUGCCACCUCCUCUGCUGCCACCAGCCUCCGCUGCCUAAACUCGACGGUGUCUGCCACGCUGCCAACCUACCGCCGCCAACUGCUGCCGCUGCUCCCUGCAGCCCGCUUGCCUCCGCUGCCUGCGGCCACUGCUGCCUGCUUCCCACACUGCCUGCCCCCACUGUGGCCCGCCCCCCCCCCGCCCCCUACCCCCGCCUGCCGCCGCUUUCUACCACCGCUUAUGGCUGGCUGCGAUUAUCAGCCGCCGCUUCCUGCCUGGGCCCUGGGGCCUGCAGCCCGCCACGGCCUUCUGCUGCUUACCUACCACCGCCGCCUACCACCGCCUGCUGCCACUUACCACUACCCGCCACGCCAGCCCAAGGCCACCACACGCCUAUCGCUGCCGCCUACCUAACGCUGCUGCCUGGCCCUGCCACCUGCCGCCGCUUCCUCCCGCCGCUUACCACUGCCUGCCCCCCGGGGUCUGCCGGCCGCCACUACCUGCCCCCAACACCUGCCCGCCGCCGCUUCCUGUCGCCACUGCCUGUUGCCACCUGCAGCUACUGCGUACCCCCAGUGCUGCAGCCUGCCUGCAACUGUCUGCCACCUGCCUGCCGCAGCCUGCCCGCCCCCGCCCCCUGCCGCCACCGCCGCCUGCUACCUCUUGUUGCCGCGGCCCCCUGCCCCCACCACUUGUUGCCACCUGCGGCUACUGCCCGAUGCAGCCGCAGACUCCACCCGCUGGUGCUGCCACCGCUGCCCCCUCUGCUGCUGCCCGCUGCCGCCUGCCACCGACUGCCACCGCCUGCCUGCCGCUGCCUGCCGCCACUGCCCACCAGUGCUGCCACCGCCGCCUGCCACCGCCUGCCUGCUGCCGCCACCAGUCAGUACUACCACUGCCGCUACCGCUGCCGCCUGCCUAAUGCUGCUGUCUGCCACCUGCCUGCCCCCGCCGCCUGCCUGCUGCCGCCGCCUGCUAUAUCCUUAAACCACCCGCGGCCCUUACCUGCCCCUGCCUCCUCCUGCCACCUUCGCCCGCCACCUGCCUCCUCUGUCUGCCGCCGCUUCCUGCCACUGCCGCCUGACACCGCUACCGCCGCUUCCUGUUGCCGCCUGCCUGACGCAUGCCGGGGCUUCCUGCCUGCCGCCCCAGCUGCCUGCGUCCCACCGCUUCCUGCCGCCGACGCCUGCUACCUCCUCGCACCGCCCGCCUCCCUUGCUUGUGGCUGCCUGACUGCCAGCCACGGCUUACCACAGCCUGCCCGCGCUGCCGCCUGCUGCCACUGCCGCCUGCCUUCGCUUCCUGCUGGGGCUGCCUGCUACUACCUACCACCACCGCCUGUCUGCCAACCCUGCCUGCCGCCGCCCGCCGUCCUUGCCUGUGUCCCCCUGCCUCCGCCUGCCUGCCCGCACCCCCUGCCGCCGCUUACCGCUGCCUACCGCCGCCACCUGCCGCCACCACCACCACCACCUGCCUACCGCGGCCGCUUGCAGCCCGCUGCCGACAUUGCCUGCCACCGCCUGUCUGCCCCGACUGCCCGCUGCCCGCUACAGCCCACUGCCGCUUCCUUACCACCGCCGCCUGCUGCCGCUUACCACUGCCCGCCACCGCAGCCUGCCACCACCGCAUGCCUACUACUGCCGCCUCCCAACAGCUGCAAUUCCCGCCUUCCUAACACUGCUGCCUGCGGCCACCACUUGUCCCCGCCACCCGCCUGCCACUGCUUCCUGCCACCACCGCCUGUUGCCAUCUGCGGCUACUGCCACCAGCCUCCGCUGCCGAACCUCGACGAUGCCUGCCAACAUUGCCUGCCUACCGCCGCCACCUGCUGCCGCUGCCCCCUGCAGCCCCCUGCCUCCCCCUGCCACCUGACCCUGCCGCCUGCCGCCACUUUCUGCCACCGCUUACGGCCGGCUGCGACUGUCAGCCGCCGCUUCGUGCCUGGCCCCUGCACCCUGCAGCCCGCCAGGGCCUGCUGCUGCUUACCUACCACCGCCGCCUACCCCCGCCUGCUGCCACUUACCACUACCCGCCACGGCAGCCCACCGCCACCACAUGCCUACCGCUGCCGCCUACCUAACAAUGUUGCCUGGCCCUGCCGCCGGCCGCCGCUUCCUCCCGCGGGUUACCACUGCCUGCCCCCGUCUGCCACCUCUUGCCGCCGCCGCCCCCUGCCUGCCCCUAGCCGGGGUCUGCCGGCCGCCACUACCUUGCCCCCACCACCUGCCCGCCGCCGCUUCCUGCCGCCACUGCCUGUUGCCACCUGCGGCUACUGCAUGCCCGCGGCGCUUCCGGCGCCCCUCCCUACGCUGAGGCACGCUGCCGCCGCUGACCCGCCUGCUGCUGACCCCGCCCCUAUCGCGGCGCCUGCUUCCCCCUCCGCCGAUGCAGCCGCAGACUCCACCCGCUGGUGCUGCCACCGCUGCCACCUCUGCUGCUGCCCGCUGCCGCCUGCCACCGCCUGCCACCGCCUGCCUGCCGCUGCCUGCAUCCACUGUCCACCACUGCUGCCACCGCCGCCUGCCACCGCCUGCCUGCUGCCGCCACCAGCGACUGACGCCAGCACUACUGCUGACGCCGCCCACGCUGCCGACGCAGCCGCCCGCUGCAGACGCAGACGCCACCCGCUGGUGCUGUCACCGCUGCCACCUCUCCUGCUGCCCGCUGCCGCCUGCUACCGACUGCCACCGCCUGCCUGCCGCUGCCUGCCGCCACUGCCCACCAGUGCUGCCACCGCCGCCUGCCACCGCCUGCCUGCUGCCGCCACCAGUCAGUACUACCACUGCCGUCUGCCACUGCCGCCCCCUGCUGCCGCUUACCUCUGCCUGCCGCCGCCACCUGCCUUCUCCAACCACCGCUCUUGCGUGCACCCGCCUCCUGCUGCCCGCCGGCAUCCGUGGCCGCCUGACUGCCUCCGCAUCCUGCCGCCGCCUGCCACCGCCGUCUGCUGCCGCAGCCUGGCUCACCGGGCCCAGCUACCUAACCCCGAGGAUGCAUGCCAACGCUGCCUGCCUAACCCCACCACUGCCGGCACCGUCUGCCUACCGCUGCCACCUGCCAAUUGCCACAGCUGCCGUCUGCCUAAUGCUGCUGUCUGCCGCCUGCCUGCCCCCGCCGACUGCCUGCUGUCGCCGCCUGCUAUGUCCUGGCACCACCCGCGGCCCUUGCCUGCCGUGGCCUGCCCGCCAGCCGCUGCUUACUGCAGCCUGCACCUGCUACCUCCUACCUGCCGCCUCCGCCUGCCUACCGCUGGCACCUGGAACCGGCUGCCCGCACUGCCGGCCGCCACUGCAGCCUCCCUCCUCCUGCCACCUUCCCCCGCCGCCUGCCUCCGCCGUCUUCCGCCGAUUCCUGCCACCGCCACCUGA
Molecule: messenger RNA, 3729 nt
Organism: Mirounga angustirostris (Northern elephant seal)
Lineage: Eukaryota; Metazoa; Chordata; Mammalia; Carnivora; Phocidae
Product: proline-rich protein 36-like
Exons: 11
Coding region: 1-3729 (1242 amino acids)
Source: RefSeq, a predicted model, not a curated record